Morchella sextelata is the source of this 894-nucleotide messenger RNA. RefSeq lists its product as uncharacterized. Lineage: Eukaryota; Fungi; Ascomycota; Pezizomycetes; Pezizales; Morchellaceae. The transcript has a single exon. The record is from RefSeq and is a predicted model, not a curated record. Bases 1 to 894 code for a protein of 297 amino acids. Gene Ontology annotation, biological process: protein deubiquitination. Gene Ontology annotation, molecular function: cysteine-type deubiquitinase activity.
AUGGACGACCUGCUCGCCCGCCACCGCAAGGAGCUCCGCGACCUGACCUCGCGCACCACGCAGAAGAAGAAGGCGGCCACGAAGAAGACGCGCAAGGGCGUCAACGCCGAGUGCGAAGCCCUCGAGCGGGAGCUGAAGGGGCGCCACGCGCGCGAGGUCGCGGAGCUCGAGAACCCCGGUGGUGCCAGUAGAGACGGGAACCUCGGAGAGGAAGAAGAAGUAGAAGACGACGAAGCAGCUGCAGCAGCAGUGGAAGAACCAGCAGCCCCAGAGACAGAGACAGCCUCAGAACCACCACCAACCCCCAGUACAGACCCCGACCCCGACCCCGCCCCCGCCCCCAGCACCAAGAAGCCCCACCGCCGCAAAGCCCAACUCGCCCGCCGCAAAGCCCAACUCGCCGAAGCCGCCGACCAAGCCGCCGCCACCGCCAGCGCGCAGCCCGACCUGCGUGGUCUCGAGCUGACGCAGAUGGCUUCGCAGCUGCGGUCGCUCAGCUUGACAGAGGUCGAGAUCGCGCCCGACGGGCACUGCCUCUACAGCGCGUUCGCGGACCAGGUCGCGGGGGCGCGGGACUACCGCACCGCGCGGCGGCGCUGCGCCGAGUUCAUGGGGGGGCACGCGGCGGACUUUGCGCCGUUCAUCGAGGGGGAUUUCGGCGAGCAUGUGCGGCGCGUGGGGGAGACGGCGGAGUGGGGGGGGCAGGCGGAGGCGCUGGCGCUGGCGAGGGCGUUCGGCGUGCAGGUGAAUGUGGUGCAGGCGCAGGGGAGGGGCGUGGAGAGGAUGAAUGAGGGGGCCGAGGGCGGCGAGGUGUGGUUGGGGUAUUAUAGGCAUAGUUUUGGGCUGGGGGAGCAUUAUAAUUCGCUCAGGAAGAAGAAGGAGGCGGGGAGUUAG